CAGCUACGUAAUCUGUGGACCAAGGAGAGAUAUGACUGAUGGAGCUCGAUUAUUUAUUGUGCGUUACAAAAGGAAUUCUACCAAAGAGAAUCCGAAGCUUACAAGAACAGGAACUGGAUUCUGCAGCACAGCUUGUGGCAAGGUACAAUGGUUCAGCUGAAUCUCCAGAGAUUAUUAAAUGGAUAUCUCAAAUAAUCAAGGAUGGUGACUCCAGAGAUCUUCCCCAUUAUAGAACAAAAACUCCCGACUUAGUUCCUGAGGAUGCGGACCCGAUUUGGAUCAAAAGUUUGCAAAGCAUUACUACACCAUCUGCAGUGAAGCAGCGUUUUAAUGGCAUUAUGAUAAGAAUCUCUGACCACAUUGGAGAUCCAAGCAUUGGCCCCAUCUUGCUUCUGGGGAAGCAUUGAUGUCUUUUGGU
Molecule: messenger RNA, 418 nt
Organism: Ziziphus jujuba (common jujube)
Lineage: Eukaryota; Viridiplantae; Streptophyta; Magnoliopsida; Rosales; Rhamnaceae
Exons: 3
Coding region: 39-407 (122 amino acids)
Source: RefSeq, a predicted model, not a curated record